AUGGGCGUAUUCUUCAUCACGGGCACCUCUUCCGGUUUUGGUGCUGAGAUUGCCAAACAAGCACUACAGGCAGGCCACAAGGUCAUCGCGACUUCACGAAACGCCAACAAGCUCACUGAGCUCAAGAAUCUCGGCGCACAUCCCAUCAGCCUUGACAUUAAUGCUUCCGACGCUGAGAUUCAGAGGGUCGUCAAGGAAGCCGCAGCUGUCUACGGCACCAUCGAUGUUCUUAUCAACAAUGCAGGCUACAUCUGGGAGGGGGCGGUAGAGGAGGCUUCAUCUGAGGAAAUUCAAGCAGCUUUCCACACCAACGUCUUUGCGCAUGUUGCUGUCACCAGGGCCGUUCUACCCAUCCUACGAGCCCAGAAGAACGGAACCAUCGCCUUCAUGGGCAGUAUCGCCGGCUGGGAGGGCGGCGUAGCCUGCGGUUUGUACUGUGGUGUCAAGUUCGCCAUCGCAGGUAUCGCUCAGUCUCUACGCGAGGAAGUCGCGUCCUUCGGCAUCAAGGUCACCGUGAUUGAACCUGGGUACUUCCGCACCAACUUCCUUGCUGGAGAUAACAAGUUUGUUUCCAAAAACCCAAUUCCCGAAUACGAACCUGUGCUGGCGCCACUGAAGGGUGCGUUUCAAGCUUUCAACGGCAACCAGCCCGGCGAUCCGGUCAAGGGUGCAGCUCUCAUUGUAGAGGCACUUACCGGAACGGGAAGAGCUCAGGGAAGGGAGCUUCCUAGGAGACUACUUCUUGGCCCUGAUGCGGUAGGUUUUGUUGCUGGCGUUCUCGAGAAGGAGACGAAGAGCCUGGAGGCUUGGAAAGAUCUUUCUGUUACCACGAACCUGUGA
Molecule: messenger RNA, 840 nt
Organism: Didymosphaeria variabile
Lineage: Eukaryota; Fungi; Ascomycota; Dothideomycetes; Pleosporales; Didymosphaeriaceae
Exons: 2
Coding region: 1-840 (279 amino acids)
Source: RefSeq, a predicted model, not a curated record